GAGGGAAGGGCGCAUGCGUAGUGGGAAGGCUGCGGGAGGGUUUGGUCUGACUGCCGGAGACAGCUUCCUUUGGGCCGGCGGCAGCGGCGGUUCCCGGGAGAGCGAGCGAGGCUGGAGGACUCUUCUUUUCAGGGCAAAAGAAUGCAGACGAUAAAGUGUGUGGUGGUUGGAGAUGGUGCCGUGGGAAAGACCUGCCUGCUCAUCAGCUAUACCACCAAUGCCUUCCCCGAGGAAUAUAUCCCCACCGUGUUUGAUAACUACAGCGCUCAGAUGACUGUAGAUGGCAGGAUGGUCAGCCUGAAUCUCUGGGACACAGCCGGGCAGGAGGAGUAUGACCGCCUGCGCACCCUCUCCUACCCUCAGACCAACGUGUUUGUCAUCUGUUUUUCCAUUGGGAGCCCCUCCUCGUAUGCAAAUGUGCGGCACAAGUGGCACCCUGAAGUCUCUCACCACUGCCCAAACGUGCCGAUCCUUCUCGUGGGCACCAAGCGGGACUUGAGAAAUAACACGGAGACGGUGAAAAAGCUGAAGGAGCAGAGCUUGAGCCCCACCACCCCACAGCAGGGCACCUCGCUGGCCAAACAGAUCGGAGCAGUCAAAUACCUGGAGUGUUCGGCGCUGAACCAGGAGGGGGUGAGAGAAGUGUUUGCUGAAGCCGUGCGUGCCGUUCUGUAUCCCGUGACCAAGAAGAACUCCAAGAAGUGCCUUCUAUUGUAGUCGCCGAGGAAAGCAGGCCAAAGACUGAGAGCUUGGGGGGUUUGCAGGUUGUCUCCUUAAUCUAAUUGCAUCUUGCACUAAUGGCUCGAAAGAGAAGUGUCUUGCAGCAAGUACUCCUGCAGUUCAAGUACUGGUUCCGGCGGACUCAAAUGCCCAGCUUGAUUCCAGAGUGAAGGACAAGCCCAUCUGCCAAAUGCUCAGAGUCUCUGCUUCCAUAGUUCUCCACUAACUCCUUCACUGGAUGAGGACUAUGUUUGGGGGCCGCCUUCAAAACAGAGUCCUUUCUCUAUGAUACAAAACCAAGAUACGGUGCUUCCCAAAAGAGACGCUGGUCACUCCUACUUUAUGCGUCGCUGCUGCUUUCCUGGCCGUUAGUCACUCUGGUGUAGUUGGGGCCAUGCCUUUCCAAUAACCAAGUCAAUUUUGUCAUACCAUGUUCAAAACCAACUUCUGAAUUUAUAACAUUUCCACCGUGUAGCAUGCAAUAGCCACUGUUUAUCAUGUGAUACUGACAUCUGAAACCAAUGGGGAUAAGUGACUCCCAAGAGGGUUUUAGGCCUUGCCUCUCUUUGGUGAAAUUGCUUCAGCCCCAUGGACUAGUUCUAGGACCAGGAGGUAGCCCCUCUUGGCUUUCACGGUUAGUAUACUGGGUUUUGUCAUGCAAUUCAUAUUCAGCCAUCUGGCUUCAGAGGCACCCUCACCUAAGCCAUGUCAGUAAGCCAAGGCAUGCUUUUGCAGGUUAGCUUUUCCAUGAAGCCUUUUAGACUGGGUGUGCGUUGUGCACAGCGAGGCUUCCUUCCUUAGCUUGGCAAAUAUGCCCCUCAUUCUGAGAUGAUCCUCUUGCUAUGCCUGCUCUGAGAAGGGACCAUGUUGCAUCCAUACCUGAUCACUGAUAACCCACCCACCCGCUACCACAAUAAGGCCUUAGAUGUAUGAUGGAUAGUUCUUGAUACUGUUGGGGACUUCUUGUACCCAGCUACAGCAUGGGUACUCUUAAAGGAACUCUGGAUUGGCUGGCUGUGAUGUCCUCCAGGCCUUUUGGGCGCUGGUCUGCAUUGGCCCUUCGACACACUCCUCCGUACAUACAUGGUCAGCCUUAGAUCUUGUGAAUGCUCCCACCCCUUUUAACCUGAAAUGCCCCUGUGCCUUCUCUUUUAUAACUCUGUGUUUUCCCUGCAGGAAAUGCUCAGUAACUUUUUGCCUUCUAAACACUGAGGUGUAAAUGGUAUUAAAAUGCUGCACUGUUUUGUUCCUAUUGUUUAAAUCUCCCUUGGGCAUUGGUACCCCAUAUAGGUGCCUAUAAGCAGGGUUUAACUUCCACUGAAUGAUUAACUUUCUCCUCUUGAAAAAGAAUCACCCAACUUUUUAAAAAAUUGCAUCUCUACAAAUGAAUGAUUUGGAUUUCAUCUAGUAGCUUUAAGGAACUUUUGACCUGAACACGGCCAAGUUGAAGAUCUGCAGCUGGGUUAAGCUGGUGUGGAUACCUGACGCUUCAGACUCAUGCCUUUUGGCCAAGGGUAACUUACUUAACUGGUCAGCAAGCUUGUGAAUGAUAGUUCUUGAGGACUUGUUACCUGCUUAUUUCCAUAAGUAGGAAAGGAAAAAAACUGUUGACAAGUAGAAUUCUCUUGCUCUCUUGUGUGAUAGCGGUGAAUUAGUUGUGUUUUGUCCAAUGGUAGUUCUGGUAGCACCCCUUGGCUGUGUGCCAAGGGAGAACAAUCUUUGCCUCAAUCCAGAAUCUUGAUACCAGUGAGCUGUCUCUUGCUCCUGUUGGUGCCAGCUAGGUGGAUGAGUAAUGGACCUGGACUGAUGACAUAGACCAGGUGCAAAUCCAGCAUUGUCCUCAUCGUGGGUGAGCAAAACCAGCACCUAGGAGUUCUGGGAGCAGAGUGAAACUGUCUAGUUUGCUAUAACUCAGAUGUGUCAUCUCUUUGCCCCCACCAAGCUCCUGCCUGAGUUCUUUGCCCUUGAUUGUCCAUUCUCAGGAUAUGGUGGAGUAGAACACUUUCUUGAUGUCUAGGAAAUACAGCUGAUAACAGUUUGGUCUCUACAGUGUGCCUAAAUGCAUUCUGGAUACCAGACAAAUCAUGCUUGUGUCUUGUUCAGUUCUGGUGCCCUCAAACUCAGUAAUGCUGUGGACCGGACUUGGCGAACCAGUAGUUUUGUACACCAGUAUUCUGCUUAGCACAGAAUGUGCGGCUUUUAAAACUGCAAAGCCUUCAGUGUCUGCUUUGUAGAAAUUUUGGUGCUGCAGGGGCCAGCGGGAAGGGCUUUCAACCUCCCUAAUGAAAGGGAUUUCUCUGGGCUGGGCUGGGCUGAGCUGAAGUGGAUGGGUGGGCCACCUGUGCCUUAAUGUGUGAGAGAAACCUGAGACUGCAUGGUACUGAAACAUACACUGGCAACUGAUUUUAUAGUUAAAGACAAAUUUUGUAUGGCAACUAACAAAGUUAUUUUUAAAUUAUGCAGAACUAAAUUGUAAUAAAGCAUUUUCUUGUUU
Molecule: messenger RNA, 3214 nt
Organism: Hemicordylus capensis (graceful crag lizard)
Lineage: Eukaryota; Metazoa; Chordata; Lepidosauria; Squamata; Cordylidae
Product: rho-related GTP-binding protein RhoG-like
Exons: 2
Coding region: 142-717 (191 amino acids)
Biological process (GO): establishment or maintenance of cell polarity; small GTPase-mediated signal transduction; regulation of cell shape
Cellular component (GO): cell cortex; cell projection; cytoskeleton
Molecular function (GO): GTPase activity; protein kinase binding; GTP binding
Source: RefSeq, a predicted model, not a curated record